GCGGUGGCCACGACAUCGUGAUGCAGCUCUUAUUAGCCUUGGGCAGGGCGAAUCCCGAUCCGCCGCCAAUCCCUAGUUCAAACAGCGAGUAUUCGACUCCCAUGCUGGCCGCCAUUGGGCAGGAGAACAUCAAGGUCGUCAGACUUCUUCUCGACCAGAACGACUUCGAUCCCACUCGGCGCUUCAAAGGGGAGACGUACUACGAAAUCGCGAGGAGACGGCGCGGACCGAAUUGGAUGGACGAAGAGCAAAUGUUGAAAGAUGCAUAUGACGAAUAUAGGAAGUCGCACAAGGACGCAGCAAAAAACCGAUCCCCCAGCCAGCGAGAUCAAGACCGCGAGCCGAGGCGCAAGACCGAGGCGAAAGACGAGGCCCCGAAGCCCCUCAAGAGGAAGAAGAACGUCAGCGACGGGAAGAGGAGGAGCGGCGACGGCUGCAGGAAGAAGAAAAGAAGAGAAGGGAGGAAGAGGAGCAGAGGAGACGAGAAGAGGAGGAGCGAAGGCAAAAAGAAGAGGAGGAGCGGCGGAGGCGGGAAGAGGAGGAGCGGCGGAGGCGGGAAGAGGAGGAGCGGCGGAGGCGGGAAGAGGAGGAGCGACUACGUCGAGAGCAACUGGAGCGCGAAGCGGCGGAAGAGGCGCGGCGUAAACGUGAAGAGGAGGAGAAGAAGGAGCAAGAGCGCAAAGAGCGUGCUCUCCGAGAGGAAAUUGAGCGCAGGCGAGCAGCAAGAGAGGCCAAGGAAGCCGAGCAACGGCGAAUACGCCUCGAGCAAGAGCGUGCGCGCCUAGCGAAGUUGCCGCCAGUCUUGCGGUGGCUUGACUGCGCCGUCAACCCCAAGCUCCCCGAGGUUGCGGAGAAGUUCAGCACCAUGCAAGGCGUGCGGUACGACUGCAUCAAUCCGGAGGCGGAUGGCACCCGCGAUGGCAGAGAGCAAUGGUUGCUGAACACACAGGUUGCGCUUCUCCUCGGGGAGAAGGACUGCCAGCUAUCGCGGUACACUGCGUGGGCCCGGGUCCCUGUGACGCCCGUCGCGAAGCGAGCCAUCUGGCGGCUCGAGUCGGAUCGAUACGCGCUGACAACACCGGCCCUCUUCGAGCUCGGCGAACAGCUUCCGGACUACUACAAAGGACAGGACCCGCGUAGGAUGAGCUAUCGCAUGCUCGAGAGCCUCAGAGCAGACGCUUGGGAGAGGUUCGCGGCAAUGGAUAUGUUCUUUGUCAAAGCUUCGGAUUUUUUAUACAUCAUCCCCACGAUACAACACCUCCGCAACGUGAAGCUCACAAUGGCAUAUUGCGAACUUCCGGAGAACGAUAUGCAGUGCAUACGCUGGGUACCUUACCAGAAGUGGAGGCACGACCCGGAUGCUGACGGCCUACACGGGUUUGCGCCAGGCAACAAGCAUUAUAUCAACGGUGAGCUCGCCUCUGAAGACAAGCCGAGUUUCAGGGAGGCAAGGGCGACGCCUUUCCCGAGGCAACGAAUCCCUCGUCGCGGCUUUGUCGCGGUUGCUCCUGAUGAUCCAAGCUACGACAAACAUAGCAAGGAUCAUGGCCUCAACGGCUCGAUUGUUGAUGGCGAGUCGCCGCUCUUGGCCAAUGGAGGGCACUCAUCGCCUAUGAGCGUUUCAUCCCGAACGGCGACGGCACCGAUGAACGGCGUGGAAUCACAAUCGCCAACAUUCAAUACGAAUGCAACGGGGGUAGCGACGCCCGAUGGAUCCGGCAACCAGCUGGUCUCUCCGUCCUCCGAGGCGGGACCUGCGCAAGCUCGACCUUUGGUUAACGGCCACCACAGCCCGCCCAUUGGCACCGAAUAA
This is a messenger RNA of Thermothielavioides terrestris NRRL 8126, 1813 nucleotides long. RefSeq lists its product as uncharacterized. The transcript has 4 exons. The record is from RefSeq and is a predicted model, not a curated record. The coding region runs from base 866 to 1813 and encodes 315 amino acids. Lineage: Eukaryota; Fungi; Ascomycota; Sordariomycetes; Sordariales; Chaetomiaceae.